AUCGAUAGAAAUCUGUGUUCAGUACCACUGCAAAACUACAAAAAUCCAGGGGGAAAGCUGUCAACGAUCAUCCUGCCAAGAUCAAAACCCCCCUUUUCUCCACUACUUCAACAACUUUUCUACACCGCCACCUGCUGCAUCUCCUCCAAUAUGACUUGAUAAUACAACAUGGGAGCCUCGUUGUCCAAUUUGACCGAGUGGGGUCCCAUCGCCGGCGACGGACCGGGACUCGGGGACAUACCCGAGAGCUGCGUGGCGUGUGUUUUUUUGUAUCUUACGCCACCGGAGAUAUGUAAUCUAGCACGCCUCAACCGAGCGUUCCGUGACGCGGCGUCUUCGGACGCCGUGUGGGAAUCGAAACUUCCACAUAACUACCACGAUCUUCUGGACCUAUUGCCUCCGGAGAUGUAUCAAAACCUGUGUAAAAAAGACGUAUUUGCUCUCCUUUCUCGUCCUGUGCCGUUCGAUGAUGGCAAUAAGGAAGUAUGGUUGGAUAAGGUUACUGGAAGAGUUUGCUUGUCGAUAUCCACCAAGUCAAUGUCAAUAACUGGAAUAGAAGACCGGAGAUACUGGAAUUGGGUUUCUACCGAAGAAUCUAGGUUCAAUAUUGUGGCUUAUUUGCAGCAAAUAUGGUGGUUUGAGGUGGAUGGCUGUGUGAAGUUCCCUCUUCCAGCAGAUAUCUAUACAUUGUCAUUUAGAAUACACCUGGGAAGAUUCUCCAAAAGGCUUGGUCGACGUGUUUGCUAUUUUGAACACACCCAUGGUUGGGAUAUAAAACCGGUAAGGUUUGAUUUGUCCACGUCAGAUGGUCAAGAAGCAUCUACUGUAUGUUUUUUAGAUGAUUGUGCUGAAGAUGAGGCAAAUGGAUGUCAAAAACGGGGUUGCUGGAUAGAUUACAAGGUAGGGGAGUUCAUUGUAAACGAGUCCAAUCCUGCCACUGAAGUUCGAUUCUCAAUGAAGCAGAUAGACUGCACUCAUUCAAAAGGUGGCAUUUGUGUAGAUGCAGUAUCUAUAAUCCCCAGCGAUCUUAAAGCGGGUAAAAGGAGAAUGGUGUUGAAGUAAGUUGUGGCAUAUGUUGUGUGUAGCUUUUUCAGUGAUCCCUACAUGUUUUAGUUAGGA
Molecule: messenger RNA, 1119 nt
Organism: Cynara cardunculus var. scolymus (artichoke)
Lineage: Eukaryota; Viridiplantae; Streptophyta; Magnoliopsida; Asterales; Asteraceae
Product: F-box protein PP2-A15-like
Exons: 3
Coding region: 169-1062 (297 amino acids)
Molecular function (GO): protein binding
Source: RefSeq, a predicted model, not a curated record